AUGACCGGACGAGUUAACACAACAAUGUCUUCAAAUAAAAGCAAAACUAAAGACAAACAAACAACUCGUAGUAGUCGUGCUGGUCUGACAUUUCCUGUUGGUCGAGUGCAUCGUUAUCUUAAACAAGGUUCUUAUGGAGAACGUAUUGGUGAAGGAGCACCAGUAUACUUAGCUGCUGUUCUCGAAUAUUUAACUGCUGAAAUACUUGAAUUAGCUGGAAAUGCCGCUCGAGAUAAUGAAAAAAAACGUAUUAUACCUCGACAUCUUCAAUUAGCAAUUCGAAACGAUGAAGAAUUAAAUAGACUACUCGACGGUGUAACUAUUGCACAAGGUGGCGUUUUACCUAAUAUUCGUACGGAGCUUUUACCAAGAAAAACAAAAGGCAAUGAAGAAAAUACUGGUAAUAUGGAAUCGCAACGAGGUGCACAAAAUCAUCCAGCUAUGAUGAUACAAUCAGCAGCACCGAUGACUAGUAAUAAUAUGAAAAAGAAAAGUAUGCCUCCUGUUAAGAAAAGUCUUGCACCUUCAAUAUCUCAAAAGAAAUCAAAUAAACCAAAACCGACUCCACCACAAAAGCCAUCACAACAACAGCAGCAAAAGAAUAACCGUGACGAGAAAGAAGAUGAAAAAGAAGAAGAAGAAGAAGAAGAAGAAGAAGAAGAAGAAGAAGAAGAAGAAGAAGAAGAAGAAGAAGAAGAAGAAGAAGAUGAUGAUGAUGAUGAUGACGACGACGAAUCCGAUGAGGAUGAUGACAUGACAGGCAAUGGUAACACAGUAACUAGUUCAAGUGCUUUAGCUACCACAACUGCUAUGGAUACAACAGCCGACGAUGACGAUGAAGAUUGA
Molecule: messenger RNA, 846 nt
Organism: Rotaria socialis
Lineage: Eukaryota; Metazoa; Rotifera; Eurotatoria; Philodinida; Philodinidae
Source: the annotation of a GenBank genome assembly